AUGCUCCAGAUGGAAACUGAAAGGCUCAGCACUAUGUCGCCUCAGAUAGAUGCGUUGCUGAAUGUUACGCGGGCUGACCCCUUUUGUUCUGCGCCUACUCUAUAUCAGGCAUCGUGA
This is a messenger RNA of Penicillium digitatum Pd1, 117 nucleotides long. Lineage: Eukaryota; Fungi; Ascomycota; Eurotiomycetes; Eurotiales; Aspergillaceae. The record is from RefSeq and is a predicted model, not a curated record.